Cryptomeria japonica (Japanese cedar) is the source of this 397-nucleotide messenger RNA. RefSeq names its product heavy metal-associated isoprenylated plant protein 2-like. Gene Ontology annotation, molecular function: metal ion binding. The record is from RefSeq and is a predicted model, not a curated record. Lineage: Eukaryota; Viridiplantae; Streptophyta; Pinopsida; Cupressales; Cupressaceae. The coding region runs from base 1 to 372 and encodes 123 amino acids. The transcript has 3 exons.
AUGAAGAAAGUUGUAGUGGCUGUAGAAAUGUGCUGUGAAAAAUGCAAAACAAGGGUCUUGAAAACUGUUGCCAAAGUUGAAGGAGUGGAUUCUAUAGAAGUGGAUGCCUCCAAGAAUACAGUGACAGUCAUUGGAGAGGUAGACCCUGUCAAAAUUACAGUAAAGAUCAGAAAAUUCAGCAGGUGUGCACAGAUUAUAAGUGUGGGACCUCAUCCUCCACCGAAAAAGCCAGAAGAGAAGAAGGUGGAGAAAAAACCACAGGCUGAAGAAAUAAUCUACAUUCUGCCAGCAUGUUGUCAAAGAUGUGAGGGUGGGUAUUAUGUCUAUGACGACUUUGACAGCCAAAAUUACAGUUUUUGCACCAUUGUUUAGAGGAUAAUCCCUAGUCCACUUUCAA